Sardina pilchardus (European sardine) is the source of this 5096-nucleotide messenger RNA. Its product is annotated as probable C-mannosyltransferase DPY19L4. Gene Ontology annotation, molecular function: mannosyltransferase activity. Bases 314 to 2653 code for a protein of 779 amino acids. The record is from RefSeq and is a predicted model, not a curated record. Gene Ontology annotation, cellular component: nuclear inner membrane. The transcript is spliced from 20 exons. NCBI's taxonomy places the organism in Eukaryota, Metazoa, Chordata, Actinopteri, Clupeiformes, Clupeidae.
GCUACUGACUGGACUGAACGAGCAAAGUUUCUGUCGCUAGCGAGAUGCGGGUGAUGAUACCUGAAACAUACAGUAGGAUGAGGAAGUAAAUGUUUGAAGAGUCUUACGAGGAUUUAUUGCACAUUAGAAUGCAACCGAGAAUUUGUGCUCUUGGCUCUUGCAAUCUGUUCCUUUCGAAGGUGGAGUUGUGACCCAUCCAAGUCUACCUACUAGCUUCAAUGCGACAAUUCACAGAAGAGGAGACCUCUCAUGGGCAUAAAUACACCGGGCGGUAUCAACUGAGCCCAGGUUGUGUUAUCCAUCGUUAAGAGAUAUGGCUGAGCUGCGGCGUAGAAAAGUUGUGGGUGAGAAAGAACAUCCAAACGGUGAAGUUGACUCGCAGCACACAAACUCAGAUUCUUGCCCUGAGGAUGAGUCGGGAAACGACCAAACGACCAGUCCAGACCCAGUGUCAGAUACAGAUACAGCUCCAAAAUCAGACACAGUUCCAGAAUCAGACACCAUUCUGGAAGAUAAAGUUGACUCCUCCCCAGAUGGCACUGAGGAGGAGGAGAACGAGAAGCAGGAGAUGGAGACCACCUCCCCUACCAAGAGACCCAGCAGCAGAUCUGUCAUUCUUCAGCGGCUGGUGAAGGUAUUCUUUGGUUGCCUGGCAGCUGUGACCUGUGGUAUGAUGUACGCUGUGUACCUCUCCACCUACCAUGAGAGAAAAUUCUGGUUUUCCACCCGACAGGAGGUGGAGCGAGAACUGACGUUCCAGGGUGGUAGUGCAAUGUACUAUUACUACUACAAACACAUGCUGUCCGCCCCCUCCUUUGAGAAAGGUGUGUAUGAUCUGCUGCAGGACAACAGGACCGUGUCUGGUCAGACCAUCAACGCUGUAGAGCAGCUCUCCCUCUACCCAGAGCUCAUCACCAGCCUACUCUACAAGCUCACUGGGAGUCAGGAUGUGAUUGAGCCGGUGUACUUCUACAUCGGGGUGGUGUUCGGGCUGCAGGCGGUGUACGUCACAGCCCUGUUCGUCUCCAGCUGGGUCAUGAGUGGCACCUGGGUGGCCGGCAUGCUGGCCGUGGCCUGGUACAUCAUCAACAGACCGGACACCACUAAGGUGGACUACGCCAUCCCUUUGAGAGAAAACUGGGCCCUGCCGUACUUCUCCUGCCAGGUGGCCGCUCUCACCGGCUUCCUCAGCAACAACAUCAGCUCCGCCGCAGAGAUGUUCUGUUAUCUCCUGAUGAGUGUGACGACCUUCACGUUUCUGGCGGUGUGGGAGCAGAGCCACUACGUGCUGUUCGUGCAGGGCCUCGCUCUCUUCCUGCUCGACUGCUUCGACCUUGUGCAGCCACGCAAGAUGGCGGACAUCCAUAAGGUGUACCUGAGCUCCCUGCUGCUGGCCUAUCUACUGCAGCAUCAGAAGAGCGACCUCCUCAGCUGCCCGCUGCUCUGUCUGCUCAUGGCAACCCUGCUGGCCAGGUACUUCCAGAAGAACAUGAAGAUGGGCCCUUUAGUGGCUCGACUGCUCAAGAUCCUCCUGCACUUCUACCUGGUCUUCACCACCGCCAUUACCUUCAACUACGUCGUGAAGAAAAUUCUUCAUGUCAAUGAGAAUGACUUCGCACUGAAGUUCCUGCAGGUGAAGUUUGGACUCAACUCAACGAUAGAUUUCAUCACCAAUCUGCUGCUGUGUCAGGACGCUUUCCUGGCGCCCACCCAGGACCUCUUCCUGCGUCUGACCCACGCCUCCGUGCUCCCCUUCUACCUGCUGGUGCUGCUGGUGUGCCUGCUCUCCACCCUGAACACCAUCUACAGAAGACUCAGUGGUGAGCCGAUGAAUCUGAACCUGCGUCUUGAAGACGGACGGAUCGGGGAGCAGCCUGAGGUCUCCUAUCACGUCUUUCACACCUUGCUCUUCGGCGCGCUCACCAUGGUGUUCGAAGGGUUGAAGUACCUGUGGACACCUUAUGUGUGUAUGUUCACAGCGUUUGGGGUUUGUUCCCCUGAGCUGUGGAUGACCAUCUUCAAGUGGCUUAGGCUCAAAUCUGUCCACCCUGUGGUGCUGGCUUUAAUUCUUAGCACAGCUGUUCCUACCAUCAUUGGCUUCAGUCUGUGGAGAGAGUAUUUUCCACGGGUCCUGUCAGAACUCUCUGAGCUGCAGGAAUUCUAUGACCCAGACACAGUGGAGCUCAUGAACUGGAUCAAGUCCCAGGUCCCCACCGCUGCGGUGUUUGCGGGCAGUCCUCAGCUCUUGGGGAUGGUGAAGUGUUCUGGCCUCACUGUGACCAGUCUACCUCUCUACACCGACAUCAGCCUGCUGAGGAGGAGUGAGAGUACAUAUCAGGUGUACGCCAUGAGGUCCGCAGAAGACGUCUACAAGCUGCUGAUGGCUCACAAGAGCAGCUACGUCAUCAUCGAAGAGUCUCUGUGCAACGAGAUGAGCCCCAUCAAGGGCUGUCGCGUCAAGGAUCUGCUGGACUACUCCAACGGCCAUGUGGUUUAUGACAAAGGGGAGAUGUACGCCUUCUCCAAACAUGGACGCUUUUGUCACGAGAUCAAAAUGAACUACUCUCCGUACACCAACUACUUCACGCGUGUCUUCUGGAACCGGUCGUACCACGUCUACAAGGUCAACUCCGUCAUCUCGUUUCAGUACUGACCACUGACGUGUGCAUCAGUCUCAUCCGUCUCCCUCCCUCUCAUCUCUGCAAGUCCUCCAUCUCUACUAGUAACCUCGGAAACAAGAGGCGGACGGAUGACCAAAGGCACGGUUUUUGUGUUUCAGACUCUUUGGGGAGAGAGCACAGUCUCAGUCAAUGUCCAUGUUCUACGUCUGAUCAGGUCAAAAGAGAAAGGAAUCUCUGUUUGUCACACGAGUAAAAUGGCACACAGAGGAGCUACAGUCGUUCAGUGGUGAAGAUGAAUGGUGUUUAAAGAUGGAGGGAAAAGACUUGCAUGGAGUGGUGUUGUGGAAAUACCACUCUAUAAGUGUCUUUUGGUGUGUGUGUGUGUGUGUGUGUGUGUGUGUGUGUGUGUCUGUGUGUGUGUCUGUGUCUGUGUCUGUGUCUGUGUCUGUGUCUGUGUCUGUGUCUGUGUCUGUGUCUGUGUCUGUGUCUGUGUCUGUGUCUGUGUCUGUGUCUGUGUGGAGAGAGGUUACUGUCCAUUGUCUCAAUCUCAUCUAUUCUUAUAUGGUGUAUGUGUGUGUGUGUGUGUGUGUGUGUGUGUUUAUUUUUUAUUAUUAUUUCUGAUUUUUGUUGUUUGUUUUGUUUUGUGCUUCCUUUUUUUGUAUGUGUGUAAAAUGGUACACUAGUGGCAAGUGUCUCCAUCAUGAGUUUACCACCCUAACUAGUGUGCCAGAUCUCCAUGGGUGCCGUUAUCCGUGAUCCACCAAUGAUUUGUGAGUGAGCCUUAAAUGAGAUAUGACUUUCUCAUGUUACAUUUGUUGAGCAUAGUUUGUAUUAAUGUUCCUGUGUGCCUGAAUGUGCAUCUCUCUGUUCCUCUUUCUCUGCGUGUCUGUCUGUCUGUCUGUCUGUCUGUCUGUCUGUCUGUGUUUGCGUGCAUGUCUGUCUGUCUGUCUGUCUUUGUUCUCUUUCACUUUGACCCUCAUUGAGUUAGCUGGGGUCUAAGUGAAAUUGAGGGGGAAUCCCUCUCAGAUUGCCUAUUGAGUAGCACAGACUGGUUCUGAGGCUACUGAGUCUCGCUGAUGACCAUGCCUAAUGAUUAUUACUAUGCCUUUCAAUGUGUAGGGGAGAGUUUUUAAGGACAUUAAAAUGCACAAAGCUACACUCACAUGUGGUAUGGACUAGGGGAAAAAAGAUCAUACCCCCCUCUUACUUAAUGGGCUAACAAUGUCUCAAAGUAUAUACAAACAACUUAAGUCUGUAACUCUUUAGACGGUUGUAUUUUAUUGGUUUUGAAUAGUCUGUUUCUGUAUGUGUAUCAAGGAAGUAAAGGCUUUAAGUACAGAUAUGUGUUCUAUGCCAUACGUGUAAAACCAAGGGUAAUUUAACAGUUAAAGUACUGAAAUGAUGUAGUUUCUGUAUGUUGACCUUCCUGCAGCUCAGUCCCUGUAUUAUUUAAUUAGAGCCCCUAUACUUAAAAUGGGGAAGGAAGCUCUGGGAAGAUCACUUAAGGUCAUUAAUGUUAUAGAAAAAGGAAAUAGCAGCCAUGUUAUUGGUCAGUUAGUACACCCAUAUGUCUCCAUGUGUCACUCUGCAUACCCUGCCCAAGGCAGGUAACCUGGUGAGUAGGCAACCUUCUAAGUUAACUUGGAAAGUUGCAUUAGCUGUUUGUUUAGAGCUUGGAUAAAUGACCUGUAGGAGUUUAUGACAGUUUAAGCUGUUAUAAAUAUUUUGUAUCACAAGUUCGGGUUUUAAAGUAUAAAAUGUUGCAGUAUGUCAGGGAAACUGUUCUUUCGUACAUGGUUUAUGUGCUCUUUUAUGGCUUUGUGACAAUUGAAGAAGAUCCUAUGAUGAGGAAUGAGGGGAAAUACAGUUGAUACAGUGUUGCUGCUAGGAAACUGAAACAAUAUGCCAUGGCCUUUAUUCAUCCUAAAUGUGUCAUGAUGUUUAUAAAACAUUAUGUAGAGUCUAGUCUGUUCAGUGAAGACAUGCACAUUAAAAUUUGGACGUCCAUUUCUCAGUACUGGACAGUGAAUAAAUAUUUCUGUGACCCUGCUGUGUUUCCCAGGGGCUUUGUUAAAACGUUACUGGAAUGAUGAAUGAGGGAAGGCAAAAUUGUGAGAUAAUGUCAUACACAUGAUAACACAAUAAAGCAACAUCGAGUCCAACAUUUGUUUGACCAUGCCUGUUCUUAAAUCAUAUGAUCAAGUGCUACUCUAACUUCAUUGCCCAGUUUGGAAGUGGGGGAUUUUUUCAUGCCCCAUUUUGGUUCCUUGUUACAGUGCAUUACCAGUGUCUGUCUUCAGGUUCUGAUAUAAAUAGGCCUGUUUUGUGUAACUAUUUUGUUUUGAAUGUAUGAUAUUCCUUGUCAAAAAAGGAAGGCAUUAAUAAAGAUGGACACAAAAAGAGAAAUGUCCACUUUGUUUGUCGCACCCCACCUAACCUGUCGUGAUUCUGUUUCUCACUAGUGGUGCCCGUAGA